This is a messenger RNA of Salvelinus fontinalis (brook trout), 6449 nucleotides long. Its product is annotated as zinc finger protein ZFP2-like. The record is from RefSeq and is a predicted model, not a curated record. The transcript has 2 exons. Gene Ontology annotation, biological process: regulation of transcription by RNA polymerase II. The coding region runs from base 226 to 2064 and encodes 612 amino acids. Gene Ontology annotation, molecular function: RNA polymerase II cis-regulatory region sequence-specific DNA binding; DNA-binding transcription factor activity, RNA polymerase II-specific. NCBI's taxonomy places the organism in Eukaryota, Metazoa, Chordata, Actinopteri, Salmoniformes, Salmonidae.
CCACCCCGGUAGCUUGCUAGCCAACAUAGCAGAAAGAUUCAAGCUAUUUAUACGCUUUCGGUGUAUAUUAGCUACUGUGUGUUAGACACACGUAGGUCGUAUCUACUUGUUAACCUAUUUAAUUUAAUAUUACGUUAUUUUGUAUUAGUCAACUAUAGUAGCUGGCUGGUUAAAUUAGCACUAGCCUAGUCGCUAAUGAUAGCUAGCUAGCUAACAUCCCCGAACAUGAGCUCCCUAAACAUCUCCCCUCUUGUUAAAGAAGAGGUGAUCUGCUGGACGGAGAAAGAAGCUCUGGGGCUGAACAUUGUCGUGAAAGAGGAGAAGGAAGAAGACGACAUCACAGUAAAACAAGAAGUAGAGGGUGAGGCUGUUACAGUGAAAGAAGAAGAGAUAGACGUUUCAGUGAAAGAAGAGGAAGACGCGUUCAGAGUGAAAGAGGAGGAAGAUGUUACAGUUAAAGAAGAGGAUGAAGAGAAAGAGGCGGAUGCAGUUUUUGGAAUGAAGAAGGAAGGGGAGAUUACUGUCACAUUGAAAGAUGAAGAGGAGGAGAAAGGAGAUCUGAGUAACACCAGAGAGAUACGGGACUAUUGUGGAUCCUCUGGGGAGCCUCAACAACCUCAUGAUGUUGACGAGGCAGAGAAGAGUCUCUCCAGAUCAGAACGCCUCAAGAAACACCAGCAGAGAUCCACAGGGAAGAGAACUCACUGCUGCUCUGACUGUGGGAAGAGAUUCACCUCAUCAGGCAUUAAAAUUCAUCAGAAAACACACACAGGAGAGAAACCUUAUAGCUGUGUUCAAUGUGGGAAGAGUUUUCGUCUAUCUGGAGAUCUGACAGUGCACCAGAGAACACACACAGGAGAGAAACCUUAUUGCUGUGAUCAAUGUGGGAAAAGUUUUACUACAUCUGGCUCUCUGACAGUGCACCAGAGAAUACACACUGGAGAGAAAUCUUGUAGCUGUGGUCAAUGUGGGAAGAGUUUUGGUCGAUCUAGCUCUCUGACAGUGCACCAGAGAACACACACAGGAGAGAAAUCGUAUAGCUGUGGUCAAUGUGGGAAGAGUUUUUUUACAUCUAGCAAUCUGACUAUACACCAGAGAACACACACAGGAGAAAAACCGUAUAGCUGUGAUGAAUGUGGGAGCAGUUUUGUUACAUCUAGCAGUCUGACUAUACACCAGAGAACACACACAGGAGAGAAACCUUAUAGCUGUGUUCAAUGUGGGAAGAGUUUUUGUCAAUCUAGUGAACUGACAGUGCACCAGAGAACACACACAGGAGAGAAACCUUAUAGCUGUGAUCAAUGUGGGAAGAGUUUUUGUCAAUCUAGUGAUCUGACAGUGCACCAGAGAACACACACAGGAGAGAAACCUUAUAGUUGUGGUCAAUGUGGGAAGAGUUUUACUACAUCUGGCUCUCUGACUUUACACCAGAGAACACACACAGGAGAGAAACCUUAUAGCUGUGGUCAAUGUGGGAAGAGUUUUUGUCAAUCUAGUGAACUGACAGUGCAUCAGAGAACACACACAGGAGAGAAACCGUAUAGCUGUGAUCAAUGUGGGAAGAGUUUUACUAGAUCUGGCCAUCUGACAUUACACCAGAGAACACACACAGGAGAGACACCUUAUAGCUGUGAUCAAUGUGGGAAGAGUUUUACUACUUCUGGCUAUCUGACUAUACACCAGAGAACACACACAGGAGAUAAACCUUAUAGCUGUGAUCAAUGUGGGAAGAGUUUUAGUCAAUCUAGCUCUCUGACAGUGCACCAGAGAACACACACAGGAAAGAAACCGUAUAGCUGUGAUCAAUGUGGGAAAAGUUUUUGUCAAUCUAGCUAUCUGACAGUGCACCAGAGAACACACACAGGAGAUAAACCUUAUAGCUGUGGUCAAUGUGGGAAGAGUUUUGUUCAAUCUAGCUAUCUGACAGUGCACCAGAGAACACACACUGGAGAGAAACCUUAUAGCUGUGUUCAAUGUGGGAAGAGUUUUCGUCUAUCUGGAGAUCUGACAGUGCACCAGAGAACACACACAGGAGAGAAACCUUAUAGCUUUGACCAGAGGUAAUCUGAUAAAAGAUCCCUGAUCUAAACAUCAGAAAAUACAUGAAGCAGUUGUUUCAUGAUAUCAAUGAAAUGAUGUCACAAUGUAGAAUGUUUUAACGUUAUAGUAGGAGUAUUUUAAUGAUGUCACAAUGUAGAAGCCUAAAUGUUUGUCCCCUGUUCUAUUAAUUUCAACAUGAUAUGGAUAUUAGCCUCAGGGGGAAAAUCCAGGCUCUGAAUUGGAAGAGUACUAUUUAUGAGAUUUAACAAAAAGUGAAUAACACAAAAAGAGCUGUGUUACACUUACCAUGUUGGUGACCCACUUGAAUCAAAAUGCAACACUUCAAAAUGUAGCAAUCUGUUUUCUACAAAUUGUCCUCUAACCAGGGAUGUUCACAUUAUUCCCAGGUUCCGUGUGGUUUUUGAGUUGUUAGUUUUAACAGGACGUGCAACCUCAUCUCCCUCCUCUCGGCACAAUUGAUUUCAACAUGAUAUUGAUGAGUUAUGACAAAUAAGUGUUGUGUUCCUUUGUUUAGCGACCCCUAAAUUUAAAUGCAUCACUCCAAAAUGUAGCUGACUGUCUUCUGCAGGUUGUCCUCUAACCAUUGAGCUAAAAGAUAUCUCCCAUUUCCAUGUUUUUUUGUUGUUGUUAGUUUCAACAGCACGUACAGCCUGAUUUCCCCCCUAAUCGAUAUCAGUGAUUUAUUGCUACUUGUCAAAACAACAGUGUUUUUGGUGCUUGUGCAGUUUAUAAGGAGCUUGUUUUAAAAAUACAAGUAAUAUGAUUAUUGUGGCAGAUGUUUGUGUAAAUAGCACAUUUUAUAUUUAGGUUUUCAAUAUAUCAGAAACUGUUUCUGCACAUUGGUUAUUGAUUUGGACACGUUAAAACUGUGUUUUGACAUUGGGGGUAUCCCACCUAGCAACAUGUCUUUGAAAAGAAGAUGUAUUCUUUCAGUUGUGGUUGAAAGUGAUAGUUGAAAAUAUGUAUUUUCAUGUCUUUUUUUUUUUUUUUACUUGAAAACAACUUCAUUUCAAUGUACUUUCAGGUAGCAUAGUGGUUAGAGCGUUGGGCCAGUAAUCGAAAGGUUGCUGGAUCGAAUCCCUGAGCUGACAAGGUAAAAAUGUCGUUUUGCCCCCGAACAAGUCAGUUAACCCACUGUUCCCCGGUAGGCCGUCAUUGUAAAUAAGAAUUUGUUCUUAGCUGACUUGCCUAGUUAAAUAAAGGUGAAGAAAUAAUAUAUAUAUAUAUAUAUAUAUAUAUAUAUAUAUAUAUAUAUAUAUAUAUAUAUAUAUAUAUGGACGCAGAAUAAUAAUCAAUCGUCUAUGAUCAAUUUUUUUUUACAUUUCCUGCAUCAGUUAAAUAAAAAGUGGACGAGAGUUCUAGAAGCUAGUGAGUUUUAGGAAGACGAGAGUUCUAGAAGCUAGUGAGUUUUAGGAAGAAGAGAGUUCUAGAAGCUAGUGGAGUUUAGGAUUCUAUAGAAUGAAAAAUUGGGGUGAAAAAUUAUGUAUUUUAUUAUUUAGUAAUAAGUGUUUUUUUCUUGUUUUUAAUUGUUGACAGCCAGUAGACACCAUGUAUAUAUUGGUGAAGGUGAAGCAUUGUAGUUGAUUAUAAUGUGAAAUGGAAGUUGUUUUCUGUUGGUGGUGAGUGAAUUUGUCCAUCAAAAAUAUAGGAUAUAUUUGUUGUCUUAAGGGGGAAGGUGUUACAGGCUUUGGUUUUUCCAUUUAUGUUUUGAGGUUGGACUUUAGCACGUAUAGCUCGUCAGCACGUAGGACGCACUGAUUGGUGUCACCUCGUUAGUCAGUAUGUGUUACACCUGUGCUGGCUUGUCCAUCUCGUUAGUGGGAAGGUGUUUCACCUGAGCUGGUCCAGGUUCUAUUUAAGAGUGUCUGGCCCAGUGCUCCAGUUGUCUUGAUAGAUGUGGAGAGUCAACACCUUUAGUUGCUCCAGCUUUUUGGUUUGCUUUCUGUCUUUAAGUUUGUUGUGGGUUUUUAUAUUGUUUGCCUCUUCUUGGGCAGAUUUAGUGGGUCUCAUGGGUGGUGUCUUUUAGGUCCCAGUUGUUGUUACUAGUCAACUUUCAGUGGACACCCCCAUAGUGUCUUUGAGAAUCCCUCCUAAAAAACAAGCUUAUAUUUUGGGUUGGAUAUUGCAUCCAAUUAGUGUUUUAAUCAAUGGACUUUCCUUUGAAUGCUCAUUGGUCUUUCAGUUGUUAAUCUUCUGUUUUUUUUAUCCUGUUAUUUUUGUGCACUAAAUAUUUCUGUUUAUUUUCAUUGUUUUCUCCUGUGAAGCCAUUGUGUUGCAUCCAUGUCUGAAAUGUGCUGUAUAAAUAAGCUUGAUUUGAUUUUAAGAAAUGAACCCAAUGACUGACCAAUCAACAGACUCUUGGUCCAUCUUAGUAUGAAAAUCAGUAUCAAUCCCACUUUUCAAGCCUGCUGAAGGCGUGGUGGAGUGGUAAACACCACCCCCGGCUCUACCAGGGGCUUGAGGUGGUCUCCCACAGCUCUGCUUAUGUCAUGUUCUGUGGCCUUGCCGUUCCAUUUCUUGACUGCCCCUGCAACACAGAAACACAUUUAGUCAUAUUAUAUAAAACACUCAAAGUAAUGGAUAUGGAGCAUCUAUGGCCUCAGUUACACCUGGCACCUAAAUGUGACUUCUGUCAUCUGAUCACUCCAAGCUGAAUUAGGUUCAGAUCUACCAGGAUGGGCCUUUGACAGUCUGGAUGCAGUCAGGUCACCACAUAUAAAUAAGCAAUGUAAAGAGAUGCGGUGAAUGAGUGGGGAAAAGUACAUUCUAUACAAAUGACCUUCAUAAUAACAAUCAACUAAUGUGUGUGCCUGAGGGGAAAUUAACUUUCCUACUGCCAAAAUGGGUGAGAAAUUACACAAAAACCAGCGGACAAUUUGCACUGCUGCUGAAAAACAUCUCCACAGCAUGAUGUUGCCAUGACCACCGCUUCACCGGGAUGGUACCGAUUUUCUCCAGACAUGACACAUGACAUUCAGGCCAAAGAGUUGGUUUAAUCAGACCAGAGAACCUUGUUUCUCAUGGUUAGAGUCCUUUAGGUGCCUUUUGGCAAACUCCAAGCGAGCUGUCAUGUGCCUUUUACUGAGGAGUAGCUUCCGUCUGGUCUCUACCAUAAAGGCCUGAUUUGUUGAAGUGCUGCAGAGAUGAUUGUCCUUCUGGAAGGUUCUCCCAUCUCCACAGAGGAACUCUGGAGCUCUGUCAGAGUGACCAUCGAGUUUUUGGUCACCUCCUUGACCAAGGCCCUUCUCCCCCGAUUUCUCCGUUUGGCCGGGCGGCCAGCUCUAGGAAGAGUAAUGGUGGUUCCUAACUUAUUCCAGUUAAGAAUGAGGGCGGACACUGUGUUCUUGGGGACCUUCAAUGCUGCAUACAUUUUUUGGUACCUUUUCUCCAGAUCUGUGCCUCAACACAUUCUUGUCUCAGAGCUCUACGGACAAUUCCUUUGACCUCAUGGCUUGGUUUUUGCUCUGACGUGUGUCGUGGCAGAAUCAGAUUUAGCUAGGUAACAUAGAUAGAUAAGAUGUUAUUUUCAUCAUAUGCUUGUGAGAUACUUGUCAUUAGAAUCUUCUGAGCUAGGGAUUAGUAACUUGGGCUCUGUCUCAGAGCUCUACGGACAAUUCCUUUGACCUCAUGGCUUGGUUUUUGCUUGUGAGAUACUUGUCAUUAGAAUCUUCUGAGCUAGGGAUUGGUAACUUGGUACCAGAGAGGGGAGAGGUCAGGUUUGUCUUCAUAAGUCAAUGUAUAUGUUAAACCAUUUGGUGCUAAGUAGAAUAUCAGAAGGGGAGGAGGACAGUUGUUUUCUUAUGGGAACGUUGUUUUCUUAUGGGAACGUGUCUGUAACUAUUCCUAAACCAUGUGACGUGAUGGAGUUAUUAAUUGGGGAACCAGUUAGUUAUCUCAUACAAUGUCUGUACGCCAGUCACUCCCUACUUUUCUCAUAGGGGGAAGGAGUUUGGCAGUGUUUGGAACCAUUGUAUUUCCCCUCUGAGGUUGCCCUUAUCUUGACCUAGUAUUUGACCUAAGAGGCUCACUGUCUGAUUUUGAGUUUGUCCAGGUUUGGGAGUAUCUAGAAAUGACAAUUGAUAUAUGCCAUUGGAUGAGGUAAUGUUUUGGUAGACAGUGAAGUAUCAAGCAUGAGAUUUAAACCUUGUCUUGGGAGAUCAAACUGAACGAUGAUUUAUAGCUGAUGCUGUCUAGCGAUAGGAUACUCCUCUUUCGGGUAAAGGAUUCUUUGUAAGUUGAGAGGGGUGUAUCUUGGCUAUAAAUGAAACUAAUAAUUGUUUUGUAAGCACUCUCAGAGAAUUCAUUUAUAUACACUGAAUUGAUCUGAGAGUCAUUAAAGGGCUUUGGUGAAGCUUGUAUAUAUAUUAAAGAUGGAAUAUAUAAUUUAA